This is a messenger RNA of Drosophila mauritiana, 706 nucleotides long. It is a transcript of the gene Blos4, whose product is annotated as biogenesis of lysosome-related organelles complex 1 subunit 4. The record is from RefSeq and is a predicted model, not a curated record. The transcript is spliced from 2 exons. The coding region runs from base 85 to 594 and encodes 169 amino acids. Gene Ontology annotation, cellular component: BLOC-1 complex. Lineage: Eukaryota; Metazoa; Arthropoda; Insecta; Diptera; Drosophilidae.
CAAAUAUGGUCACACUGGUCGAAAGAGAAAACAAUUGUUGCUUAUAUUUACAAAUAUUCAGCUAAUUAAACCAACGCCUGAAAUAUGCAAUCGAAUAUUGAGAAUGUAUCACGGGACUAUGCCAAGAUACUACAGAGCGCCGAUCUGGAGAAGGAGAUAAAUCCACUGUGCACGAAUAUCGAGGAUAUGCUGGCCAGAUUGGAUGAAUUUGAGACUUUGCUGGCUUCGGUGCGUGCCGAGUCCAAUGGCAUGAUGGCCAACAAUGUGUGCGCCAUCCUGGGUUUCGCAGACAGUUUCGAGCAACUAAAGACUAGAAUCGAUGGUUUGGAGCAAUUUGUGGGUGUAGUUAGUGCCAAUUUGUCCGAAGUGGAAAGAUCUGUGGAUAUAGCAGAGGAGGAGCUGCAUGUCACAGACUACAGCCUCAAGGGACUUCUCCUGAAGCCCCUGAAGGCUAAGUUAGGUGCCAGCGAUUCCAGCACACUCAGCUCCCUGCCACGAUCCAAUCUCGCCGAGGAGGAAUAUCAGCCUGUGCAGAUCUACAAAUCCGACGAUUACUUCGGGAAGUCGGAGGAGGAGAACUACGUAGCCAACUGACUAAACACAUAGGGAAUAAUUAGAAGAAACCUAGUUAGAACAACCUAGUUGAGGAUCUUUGCAGAUGUAUGAACAUAAAGUUAAUUUUAUAAACUUUGUAAAAGCAACUUAA